AUGAAAAGAAGGAAUGCCGAUUGCGGCAAACUUCGACGGCCGCUGAAACGUAGUAAAAUAACGGAGGGUAUCUAUGGAAGUGCAUUUCUAUACCUGAAGUUUCUCAUGGUCUGGGCACUCGUACUGAUGGCUGAUUUUAUACUUGAGUUCCGCUUCGAGUACCUUUGGCCGUUCUGGUUACUAAUGCGCAGUGUAUACGACUCUUUCAAAUACCAAGGCCUGGCAUUUUCUGUGUUCUUCGUAUGUAUCGCGGUGACUUCAGAUGUGAUCUGCUACUUAUUUGUUCCAGUACAGUGGCUGUUCUUUGCAGCUAGCACUUAUGUGUGGGUGCAAUAUGUCUGGCAUACAGAUCGUGGUAUCUGUCUUCCCACAGUAUCUCUUUGGCUGCUAUUUGUCUACAUAGAGGCAUCUGUUCGUCUCCGUGACCUCCGGCCAACACCGCUGAGUUUCCAGCUAAACCUUUGCAGGCCAUUUGCGGCACACUGCAUUGGCUAUCCAGUUGUCACACUAGGCUUUGGUUUUAAAAGUUAUAUUUCUUAUAAAAUGAGACUCAGAAAACAAAAAGAUGUCCAGCGAGACAAUGAUUUUUACUACAUGGUUCUACAACAAGCCUUGCCUCCAGAGCUACAGCAGUUAAACACAGAAAAACAAAAGGCAGUCACUAACACAGAAGAAAUAGCAUUAACUCCAAAAGAUAAAGAGGAGGAAAUCUCAUCAAAUGGCGUCCAGGUUGCGUCAGCUCCAGUCAAAAACAGUAAAUCCAACAGUAAGGCGGACAACACACCCUCCACUACAUCUCCAGACAAAGCAGACAAAGAUAUUAAACACAAGCAUACUAACAACAUUGAAGAUUAUGAAUACAUAGAGAAGACAUUGUCUAGGAAACAGAAUAACGUCAAUGAAAAUGAUGAGACAUUAGACCAGGACUCACAUCAACACAACAGUAAUAAGGCUUUCAAAUCGAGCAGUGCAAAAACAUCAAAAUUGAACAGUAGUCGAGAAUCACGGAAAGAUAAGGGUAAAAGUAACACGGCAAAGGAAAGUAACACUAGUUCUUCUACAACUACUACCAACAAUCUUGCUGCUUCUAAAGACGACAACAUUUCCAAAUUGGAGUCAGAAAUCAAGCGUGUGAAACUAGACCUCCAAGCCAGUCGCAGCAUAGAACAGGACCUCAGAUCUCAGAUUAACAGUCUGUCUCUCCAAGACAAGGCACAUAAGUCAGAACUCCAUCAGCUCAGACAGGACAAUGAAAGCUUACAGACAAAAUUACACAACCUUGUGACAAGCAGGCAACACGACAAACUGACACUGGCAGACUUGAACAGGAAGCUAACAGAUGAACGUAAAGCAAAGGCGACUAUAGAAGCACAAUUGGCACAGGAACGCAAGGCUAAAAAACAGGAAGAGGCAGCUGCCGCUAGGGCAGUUGCCAUGGCAGCAGCUCAGAGGGGUGAAUGUACAAUGAACUGCAGACUGAGACGCAAAGAAUUGGAAAAUGAUGUCAACAGAAUGAAACUAAACACUACAAGCAAAGAUGAACAUAUUCACAGAUUAGAACGUGACGUCCAGUCUCUGGUUCAGUAUAAAGAAGCUCAAAAUGAAACAGAUGUGCUGAUGUCAGCCUUGUCAGCCAUGCAAGACAAGAACACACAUUUGGAGAACAGCCUCAGUGCGGAGACACGACUGAAACUAGACCUAUUCUCAGCCCUUGGUGAAGCAAAGAGACAGAUAGAGAUCCAACAAGACGUUAUAAUGACAAAGGAGCUUGAAUUAGCGGAUUGCAAAGGAAAAGUCGCUGAGGUGAUGGCUUUGAUGCCAACCGGGGCGUACCCCUCCACAUGCUCUAACCAGAUGCCGCUCAGUUACACUGCCAAGUUUACAACAGUUAACAGUAACAUGAAUGGCAUACAUGAGUCUCCGAUGGGCCAGGGCUCCAACCUUAACCCCAAUGCUACAGAUUACACCCCUAAGUCGAAUUAGACUUAAACUCACCCAAGCUGAUCUUAGAGACACAUCACUAUAUUGGACUUGCCUUAUAGGGGUGUUUAGUGGGUGUAAGUCGUAUCUGCAUUUAACAUGAUUACGGAAUGAUGGUGAAGUAAUAUUAUUGUAUUUUGAUGUCGAUUGAACAUUUCCAGCUUUCCAUUGUACUGACAGUGGCGUCUUUCAUUUGAUAUAUAACACUGGGAAAAUUAUGAUUUGAUAUCUUAUUUUCACCUUAUUUAUCUAUUGCUUAUUUGUUGUAUAGCAUCAUAGUUCAUGCUAAAUCUAAAUGGCUGAGUUUGUUUCAUGUUUAUUUGAAAUCAAGAAAUGUGAAGUCAAAACAUAAAUGGUUUCCAUUUUUCCUAAUGGGAUAUUUAUACAGAUAUAUUACCUAACUAUUUUUGAUACAUUUUAUUUUCAAUAUUUACCCACCACACGCAGAGCUAAUAGUUAAAUACAUUAAUUAGGCUCAUAGGCUGUAUUUUGAAUUCCAUGAAUGAGCAGCCCCAUUAUUUUACCAAAUAUUGUAAAAAGGGUAAUUUUGGCAGCUAAGUAGUUUUGGCUUAGAUAUAUUAGUAACUUUGUUUAUAACAAUAGUUCAGAAGUUUGAAGUUCAAAAUUAUAGACAGAAAAGCAAAACGACUAUUUCUAAAACUAAAAUAUUGAAAGGCACUAAAAGUGUAAAAUUACUUAAGUGUCAAAAUUACCUGUUUUUACAUUACCUUUAGAAAUAACCUUAGAAAUCAAUAAAGAAUAUAUGGCAUGCAUCUUAAUACGCAGAUUUGCACUAUUUAUUAUUUAUCGUGUAAGCAGAAUAGUGAUUCUUUAGAGGUAAUAUUUCCUACAAAAGAGUAAGUCCUCUUUAUAUGGACUUGUUUCUUUAUAUGGACUUGUCUCUAUA
This is a messenger RNA of Owenia fusiformis, 2887 nucleotides long. The record is from the annotation of a GenBank genome assembly. NCBI's taxonomy places the organism in Eukaryota, Metazoa, Annelida, Polychaeta, Sabellida, Oweniidae.